UCAUAACGUCAAAACUCAAAACAUUGGAGUGACGUUUACAAAUUUUGUCGGUGAAAUAUAAAUUUCGCGAAAAAAUUCGCCACGCAGUAUGGGAGAUGCCCCGACUUCCGAAAUGGACUCAAAUAAAGUUAGCCUUGGAAGCGAAAAUCCAUCCGAUGUGGACCGGCGACCGUUUGGAGGACUUGAAUUCCAAGUUUCCGAAGUAGUAGAGAGGUUGGAAGCUGGUGUGAAUGCUCAAGAUGCCAUGGAAGAAGAAAAAAAGCCAGAAGAACGAAAAAUAAGCACGGGGUUCUUCGAGCCAGAAAAAAUGGAUAUGGAUGAAAUUUUGAAGGUCUUAGAACAACUAGUACUUCAAACUGAUCCAAGUUGUGAAAGUUUGGAACCACCCUUAUUGCCAACGGAUUCUGUGACGCGAGCCGCAAUACUUUCUCAUAGUAUUUCGGCAUUAUUCUCGAGGUUGGAGAGGAGCCACGCUGCCCGGCUAGGAACGCACAUAGCUACUGAAACCACGCGAUGGAUGGCGCAUUUAUUUAGGUUAUCCGAUUACGACGCGUUUUAUCACCAAGAGCAGCUCGAGGGUCUGGUCAGAGUCACUCGGAUGCUGUUACACCACAAGUACCCGAGAUAUCUCGAAGAUGGAGCUCUAGCUUUCUCGAACCGUCUCCCCUCCAUCUACAGCUGUGUGGCGAGUCCUCUGGGCGUGGUCCAGCACCUGUGCCGGCAGCUGGGUCUGCCGCUGGCCUGCGUCAGACCGGUGCCAGUGGAUGCAUCUGGUAAGGGUAUGGAUCUGAAUGCUCUGGAUCGUCUGUGCGAGGAGGACUCGGCUGGUCGUACUCCGCUGCUGGUGUUAGGCGAGGCGGGCGAGCCUCCCCUCGGCGGGGGAUCCCCGCUGAAAGCGCUGGCUGAACUAUGUGGACGUAGAGGGGUCCACUUACAUGUGAGGGGACACGCCCUCGCCCUCCCCGCCGCCGGGGGAUUUGAACAGACGUACAGUAUAGCGGACUCGCUGACACUACAACCGGGUCCGUGGUUCGGAAUACCGGGGCUGCCGACUGUUACGUUUUACAAAAUACCGGAACCGCUGACGGCGAACGAUCACUCCAAGGUUGUAAAUUCGGCGAGUAGUCGCGAGGGUGCUCUGGCCGCACUGGGCGGUCUGACCGCUGGCGCGGCGCGGCUGGCAGCUCUGCCGCUGUGGACGGCGACGAGGGCGGCCGGCGCUAAGAGGCUCGCAAGACGGAUAGACGCCGCCUUCCGCUCCGCCCGUACAGCGCGGGCCUUAAUAGCCAGCACUGAGCUGAGAUUGCUGAGCGAUAGACCCGGCGGUGAUGAACCUCCUAACAUGGAUAUAGUCGAUGCCAUAAGUGAAUCCUCAGCGUGCGUGUCCUUCCAAUUCGCGCCAGCAGGGUGCGCUGACCGGCCACCCCCCUACUACGAUAAACUCAACUCGUGGUUGGGGCAAGUGUUGCAACGAGAGGCUGAUAUGAUCAAUAUAGAAAUCUGCGAGACGGAGAGUUACGGCGUGGUGCUCCGCUACUGUCCGCUCGAGGGGAUCUUUCUGGAGGAGGACCGUCUGUCGGAGUGGGCGGCCGUGUUAGACGCUCAGCUGCACGUGCUCACCGCUACGGUCGCGCUACGAGAACCCUUCCAGAAGACGCUACAGACACAUCCCUGUCUACGACUUGUACAUGUACCGGGAUGGGCUGGUCUGGGAGGAGUUCGUUACGUGCCCCCCGGUUGGGAGAACGCUCCUCUUGAGGAAUUGAACUCCUUGAAUAGACAGCUAGUGGAGACAUUGAGGGCUACCGACGGAGCCUUCUCGUGCGGGGACGGAGAAGACGGUAUGGCAUGUGUCAGGUUUGGUAUGGUGACCGCUGACACAGACGUGGAUGAAUUGUUGGAUCUGGUGUUGUCAGCGGGCAAGGACGUGGAGGAGAACUCCAAGGCUCUCACUGAUAUGACCGAGGUGUUGAAAAAAGGUAUAUCAGCGGCUCAAGAAGAACUGAAUCGUUCUGCGUGGCAGGAGGGGCUGCUGCGUCGUGUGCCGGUAGUGGGUCGGGUCGUGUCGUGGUGGGCGCCGCCUCAGCCCUGCCCCGGCCGCCGGCUACUGUUGACCCACGGCACCCUGCAGGCGACUGACGAUAUCUACCGAUUCGUUCAGAAGAAAGACAAAGAGGAACCAGCCCGCGCUCACUCCCCAACGAGACAGAACACGGUUCCAUAACAUUACGACAGUGAGACUCCUCACGUACACAGAAAAAAGUGCUCUAAUGUAAUGGAAUAAGGUUCAAUGAAUUACACAAAGAUUUUAAUAUAGAGACAGAAAAUUUUAGUCUUAUAGGUAUAGUGUAUUUUAAAUUAUUGUAACGUAUAAAGCGCAUCAGUGAUAGUGUCAUUCGUAUGCCGUCUCUUUUACUCUGUAUGUGUAAGAAAGAGACAGCAUUAGCUUAGUUAAAUAACUAUUAAUUUCAAUAUGUUAAGUGAUAUAUUUGCGGAAAUUCUAAAAAUAUAUAUAUAAAUAUAAUAUAAUCGUAACUUAUUUAAUACGACUGUAAACAGUAUUGUAAUCUUAGUCUGUAAUAAAAAAAAAAAUUCACAAAUUCUAUUAUAGUGUACGAAAAGUGUAGAUACAUAUAGUAAUAGUAGAAGGAAUAAAAAAAAUAUUAUAAACCAUUACCUUCACUCCAUUAAAGUAAAUAUGUUAUAAUUAUCUAGAUUUAGAUAAUGUAGCUUUUAUAUAACGGUGUAAUCCAUUAUCGUAUAUCAUUCAUCAUACAACUACAGUUAAGCAACAGUAACACAGGACAGUAGCCCGAUGGGUGACCAACUAAGUCAAUAUCCAUGCCCAAUAUUUAAAUUAAAUCACAAAAUAGUUGGUUCAAAAAAAUAAGUCAAUUUAAUGUUAAACCAUAUUUAAAAUUUUAAGCAAUAUUUUAGUAAAUUUCAUACUUUCUUUCCCUUUGUGAUAAUCAGCUGAUCCAUUUAAAAUGUAAGUCAUAAUUUUCUCUUCACAUAGCAUUGAAUAAAUAUCAAUAUAAAUAUAUUAGUAUUUUAAACUUUUCCAAAUAAGUAUUUUUUUUUACUUCAAAUUGUUAUUUAUAAUCUCAUCAACAUGUCACAAUUUUUACUUCCAUUACAUGAAUUUAUUUCAAUUGUAGGUACUAUCUUUUAAAUCUUUCCCAAUAACUUUCAAAUUAAAUGACAAUCUUUGUAUGUUAAAAUUGUAAAUUAGUUAACAUUUUAUCCAGUAACAUAAAUAAUAAUAAAUUGCUAUCUUAUUUUUGUGAUUUGGAAUUUUGAAACAUUAUGUAAUUUUAUUUAAUAACAUAUUUUGAUAUGUAAACAAUGUUUUUAGUGAAAAACUGCAUUAUUACAGAUUUCUGUAGUCAACACGUAUCCGGUUCAUACUGGUUUCAACCAGUUUGUUUACACGAUAAAGCAUAUAUGUAUUUGUUACUUUAUGGUACAGUGAAAUUUUUUUAAUAGUAAAUCACCUAUAAAAAUCAAAGCAGUUGCCAAAAUAGUAUGAUUUUAAUGAAAAUGAUGUUAUUUAUAUUUUUCUCAAUUAUAUAUAUUAUAGUUUACAUCAUGCAGUCUGAAUUAAUCGGUUCAUUUGUUGUGAUUUAUGAGUUAUUGAAUAACAAAUAAAGUUAUCCAAUGUUAA
Danaus plexippus (monarch butterfly) is the source of this 3664-nucleotide messenger RNA. Its product is annotated as pyridoxal-dependent decarboxylase domain-containing protein 1. Gene Ontology annotation, cellular component: intracellular membrane-bounded organelle. The record is from RefSeq and is a predicted model, not a curated record. Lineage: Eukaryota; Metazoa; Arthropoda; Insecta; Lepidoptera; Nymphalidae. Bases 89 to 2224 code for a protein of 711 amino acids. The transcript has 15 exons.